CACAAAAAUUUUGUUUGCAAAUUACCUAACCUCAAAAAUUGACAACCCCAACGUCCCAAACAAAAAAAAUUGUGUUCAUUCAGAAUAUUUUCAAAAUAAUAAGGAUCAAUUAUGCAAAGAGAGCGGAGAGGCAACGCUGGGAAUCGAUUAUCAAAACUUUUAGACGAAGAAGAGGAAUGCCAAGAUGAGUUUUAUAAAACCAGCUAUGGAGGUUUCCUAGAUAGCGAAUCAGACAGAGAAUAUGAAGCCGAAGAAGAAGGUGAAGAUAUUGUAGACUCAGAUUUCAGUAUAGAUGAAAACGAUGAACCUGUAUCAGAUAAUGAAGAGGAAGGUUCUAAGAAGAAGCGAAGAUUAGUUACCAAAGCUUAUAAGGAACCUGUUGCAUCUCAAAGUAAACCAAAAGUUGUCAAACCCAUAUCAGCUAAGCCUAAAAUUUCACUGCCUUCUAGUGAUUACUAUGAGAGGAAAUCCAUAAGAAAAUCUACAGCAGCCAAGUCUGCAGCUACAUUACAAAGACUGAAAGUACGGUCUCUUGAAUCUCAGAAAAAACCAAGGAGAACAAGAGAAGAUAACUGGAUUCCUACCCAGGAGGAAUUGUUAGAGGAGGCCAAAAUAACUGAAAUAGAAAAUCUCAAAUCACUUGAGAAAUAUCAGAAACUAGAGAGUGAAAAAAAAACAAGAAGAUCAACUAAAAAAAUUACUAAUGGACCUGUAAUUCAGUAUAGAUCAUUAAAAAUGCCACUGAUUGAGGAGUUAGAUAUAGAGAAUGGUGAGGUAAAAAGUGAAAAACAAAAUUUGGAAACGUACUACGAAAGAUCAUUUUUAACCUUUCUGAAUGAUCCCAAUGAUGACGUGUUUAAAAAAUACUUCAAAGUGAAAAAACCCCUGAAAAGAUUGAAGAAUGUAAGAUGUACAGUGACAGGGCAAAUGGCAAAGUAUAUAGAUCCUGUAACAUGUGUCCCAUACUCAAAUGCCGCCAGUUACAAACUGAUUAGAGCAGCUUAUUACCAGCAACUUGAAGCCCAUGGGGAUAAAAAUAAUGAAAUAGUGGCUAAUUGGCUCAAGUGGUAUACUAAGAACAAAAAUAGCCUCAAAACUGAUCUAAUAAGGAAGCUUACAACAUAGUUAAAUUUGUAAAUUUUUAUUUUUGUUAAUUAUAGUUUAAAUAAAUAUUUUGUAUAUUUUAA
Messenger RNA from Harmonia axyridis, 1187 nucleotides. RefSeq names its product vacuolar protein sorting-associated protein 72 homolog (gene YL-1). Gene Ontology annotation, cellular component: nucleus. NCBI's taxonomy places the organism in Eukaryota, Metazoa, Arthropoda, Insecta, Coleoptera, Coccinellidae. Bases 112 to 1125 code for a protein of 337 amino acids. The record is from RefSeq and is a predicted model, not a curated record. The transcript has 7 exons. Gene Ontology annotation, molecular function: ATP-dependent H2AZ histone chaperone activity. Gene Ontology annotation, biological process: regulation of DNA-templated transcription; chromatin remodeling.